Pelobates fuscus (common spadefoot toad) is the source of this 1445-nucleotide messenger RNA. RefSeq names its product lymphokine-activated killer T-cell-originated protein kinase-like. Gene Ontology annotation, molecular function: ATP binding; protein serine/threonine kinase activity. Gene Ontology annotation, biological process: peptidyl-serine phosphorylation. The record is from RefSeq and is a predicted model, not a curated record. Bases 121 to 894 code for a protein of 257 amino acids. NCBI's taxonomy places the organism in Eukaryota, Metazoa, Chordata, Amphibia, Anura, Pelobatidae. The transcript has a single exon.
UGACCUGCGUUGAGUCAGUUCCGGGAGCCCGCUCCGUUUGAAAAACAGCGCGCGGGGAAAACGCAGCCGGUAACGGGCGGAGGGACACAGCAAUACAUCACGGAGCCACAAAGUGCAAACAUGGAGGUAGCAGGAAGUGGGUUUAAGACUCUGUGUAAAGUGAACAGAAUAAAGUCUUCAGGAGUAAGUGUACCUUCACCAUCUGUUACAAUUCCGGCUUCUCCAUUUAUGCAGAAGUUUGGGUGUGGCACUGGAGUCAGCGUGUACCUCAUGAAAAGGUCUCCAAAGGGUCUGUCUCAUUCCCCCUGGGCUGUAAAGAAGAUUAGUAAACAGUGUGACAAGUCGAGCAAGAAUCUUUUUGAACAGAGUCUAAAUGAAGAAGCAAAAAAUUUGAAGGCUCUGAAACACCCCAAUAUUGUAGGUUAUCGUGCAUUUACUAAAUCAAAGGAUGGCAGCCUCUGUUUAGCGAUGGAAUAUGGUGGGAAAAAGUCACUGUAUGACCUUAUAGAGGAAAGGAAAGAGAAACACCUAGGCCCUUUUCCUGCUGAAAUUAUUCUUAAAGUUGCACUAAACAUGGCAAGAGGUCUACAUAACGAGAAAAAGAUACUUCACGGUGAUAUCAAGUCAUCAAAUGUUGUUGUUAAUGGAGACUUUGAGUCCAUUAAAGUCUGUGAUGUAGGAGGGUCUCUACACCUGGAUGAAAACAUGACCAUGAGUGACCUAAACGCCUAUUAUAUUGGUACAGAGUCCUGGAAACCAAGGGAAGCUUUAGAAGAUGAUGGGAUCAUAACAGACAAGUCUGAUGUCUUUGCUUAUGGCCUAACUCUUUGGGAAAUGAUGACUCUGUCAAUACCUCAUGUGAACUUGCCACCAGAGGGCGAUGAUGAAGAUUAAUUUGAUGAAUAUGAUUUUGAUGAGGAUGCCUAUUAUGAAUCACUGGGGACCAGACCUCCAUUAAAUAUGGAGGAACUUAAUGAUUCUUAUCAAAAAGUCAUAGAGUUGUUUCUCGUAUGCACCAGUGAAGAUCCAAAGGAACGACCUUCUGCUGUACAAAUUCUUGAGUUUCUAGAAGACAAAGAAAUAGUCUCGGAAAAUAUAUAGUCGAGCCUUCGUUGAAUAGAGUUUUAUAACUGUUUUUAUCUUUGUAUCCUUUUUGGACAUUUUCUUUAUAUUUGUCACUGACCUUCUUUAUGACUCUCUGCCUGUGUCUCCUAUAAGUGCGUUCAUGUUUUUGUUAUCUAUUAAAUUGAAGUUACUUAUUUCAUGGUUUACUUCUGGUGGUGUGGUUGAUCAAGUUGACAAUUGGGGAUUGGUUUGUUUAGAACAUGAGUUGUGAAUUUGCAUAAAAAGCUGUUAUUGCAAAAGGUGCAGAAAAAUGUGGGUGAAAGUGAAUGCUGUCCGUAUAUAUUUAAACAGGAUGGGUUGACUGGAAAUAAUCUUUUUGA